UGCAGCACUGAAAUGUUUGACAACGGCAUAACGACGUGACAACGCUCAAGAUUUUAAAAGUACAAUUAAUAUAGUCAGAGUCGUUUUAUGAGUCCUUCUGCACUUAAAUUAGCUAAUUUGACAGAACUACGGUAUAAACCUUGAUUUUGGUACAUCAUGGAUCAAAAGAAGGAAGCUCUGGAUGCAAUCGAUCGGAUCAUCCUGAUGCGUGCUUUGGAGACAGCACUGGAGUCCUCCUCGGAUAGCAGUUCCUCGUCUAGUAACGAUUCAUGGCUGGAGGAUUCCUCAUCAGACGAAGAUGACCUUUUACCACUGCUGUUGUUACGGUACAGUGUGGAAAACGACGGAUGUACCGCCAAACGGAAAGCAAUCAAAGCAUCACACAAAAGCAUGGGUAUCGUUCCGCGCACGCUGCCGCAGCUUCCCGAUCACGCUUUUCCUCAGCAGAUACGGAUGUCCAAGAGUUCGUUCGAGCGCAUCUUGGAAUUAGUUAAAAACGAUGACAUUUUCAACAAGCACAACAACGCAAAAUGCACUCCAGCGGACCAAGGCUUUCAGCUGUACGUUGCUUUGUAUAGUUUUACAUCCUACGGAAAUUCACCAAGUCUUAAACCUGUCGCAGCUCAUUUUGGUGUCAGUGAGGGCACGGUCCGUCUAUACACGUCCCGUAUCAUUUGUGCCUUGCUUAAGCUGGAGCCGAAAUAUGCAGACUGGCCAGAUGAGAAUGAACGCCGGGAUAUAUCACGCCGUAUCAAGGAGAAACAUCGAUUUCCGGAUUGUGUUGGGUUCUUCGAUGGGACUCUUGUUCCUUUACUUAAGAAACCGGCAGUGCAGGGGGAAGAAUAUUUUUCACGGAAAGGAAAAUACGCCAUAACUGUCGGCAUGGUUUGCGAUGACAAAAUGCGCAUUCGACACGUUAUUUCGGGAUACACUGGUUCAGUGCGCGCAAACCGGGUGUACGGGAACUGCAAAUUAGCUAAAAACCCUUCUAAUUAUUUUUCCGGCGAUGAAUAUUUGGUUGGUGACAAUGCAUACGGUAUCUCAUCAAUAAUGAUACCGCCAUACAAAUGUGAUCGGUCGAACGUUGAGUUUAACGUUCGUCAUGCGAAACUCCGCUUACCAGCUGAAAGUACGUGUGGGAUGUUGAAGGAACGUUUCCAGUCUUUGAAGGGUUUGCCAAUUGAUGUUAAUUGUGGAAACGCACACGCGCGGUGUAAUUUCUGGAUUCGUGCAUGUUGUGUGCUGCACAACAUUGUACUGGACACCGAAUCCCGAGAUACCAAGGACACAGCAGUUGAUGAAAAACAUAGCACCCUGUUGGAGGAAGUUGACACCGUGACCAACCACUAAGGUCACACCCGCAAAGUCGUACACCACAUAACCCACCAAACCGGCGCCAAUAUCGUCUCCGGAGCAUUGUUAUUCGCGACAUGGAUCGAAACGUUUUCGUGCAGCCUGAAUCUUUUAACUGAGCGUACGUGACGUUUAUAUUAUUCCUUUCCGCAUCGCUAUUUAGAAAAAUUGGCUGGAAUGAUAACGGCUACCCAGUACCCACUGUCAAAUGCCAAGUGAUUCGUUAAUAUUUUGCUGCUUUGUUUCAUUAUAACCAUACAAAAUGUUGUUUUCGAAAUUGUUUUUACGCAAAACACCUCUUCUAAUUGUGGUUUUCUCUAUUAGCGCUCUCUGCCUUUCGUUUUCAUUUGU
Messenger RNA from Paramacrobiotus metropolitanus, 1704 nucleotides. RefSeq lists its product as uncharacterized. The transcript is spliced from 2 exons. Bases 157 to 1350 code for a protein of 397 amino acids. Lineage: Eukaryota; Metazoa; Tardigrada; Eutardigrada; Parachela; Macrobiotidae. The record is from RefSeq and is a predicted model, not a curated record.